Orcinus orca (killer whale) is the source of this 354-nucleotide messenger RNA. RefSeq lists its product as uncharacterized. The transcript has 4 exons. The record is from RefSeq and is a predicted model, not a curated record. The coding region runs from base 85 to 348 and encodes 87 amino acids. Lineage: Eukaryota; Metazoa; Chordata; Mammalia; Artiodactyla; Delphinidae.
UUCCGGGGUGGAGCCAGGGAGGGUGGGCGUUUAGGCUGCGUCGACCCCUCAGCCCCCCUCCAGGAGACGUUCGGAACCCAGGACAUGUCGGGAUUGAGGAGAUACGAGGUGGCGCUGGAGGCUGAGGAGGAGAUCUACUGGGGCUGUUUCUACUUUUUCCCCUGGCUGCGCAUGUGGCGAAGGGAGCGGAGCUCAGCGCACCCUCGGGAGCAGAAGCUGGAGCCUCUGCGGGGCCUAAUGAGCUGUCUGUCAAGUGGACUGGGCACUGCUCCCCAGCGCUCCGGUCGCAGCCUCCCCCGCCGCACCCCCGCUGCCACUGCCCAGCCAGCUGGUGCAUUAAAGAUUUAAACCAAA